This is a messenger RNA of Saxophila tyrrhenica, 1863 nucleotides long. RefSeq lists its product as uncharacterized. NCBI's taxonomy places the organism in Eukaryota, Fungi, Ascomycota, Dothideomycetes, Mycosphaerellales, Extremaceae. The transcript has 6 exons. The record is from RefSeq and is a predicted model, not a curated record. Gene Ontology annotation, biological process: carbon catabolite repression of transcription. Gene Ontology annotation, cellular component: nucleus; cell division site; cell tip. Bases 1 to 1863 code for a protein of 620 amino acids. Gene Ontology annotation, molecular function: protein binding.
AUGUUCGUCCUACCUCCUCCGCCUCGCUAUCCAAAUGGCAACCUGUAUACAGGCAUACCUGGAGGUGGUCUGCUCGAGACGAAUAACAUCCUAAGCCACCCCACCGGACCCGAGUAUCAACUAGUCGUCGGCGAAGGCACGUACGUUCUCAAAGAUGACCUCCACCUCGCCACACCUCCACCCCACCCCAGCGAUGCGCCGCAGCCGAACAACAACCCUCUUGCUACUACCAUAGGGCCACAGACGGCCGGCACCAAGCUCUCCAUAGUCUGUCUAUCGCCUCGAAAAGCGCCCCCGCAGAAUCUCUUUCGAACGACAACGGCGCAGAGUGCGCGCUCGGGUCUGCCGCAGAGCAUACAAGAAGAGGUGCAAAGUCCGAGGAGCGAUGCUGGCUCAACUACGAACGGCUUCGGCUCGGCGGGCUACUACAACCAGGCGUCAGGCUUCGGCGACAACAACCCAGCGCUGAGCGCCGCAACACCUGCUAAGGGCAAGAAGGAGGGGCGUGCGAAGCCUAAGAAUAACAUUGUCAAGUCGAACUCGUCCUAUGUCUCGCGGGUGAUACCGCACGAAGCACUGCCGAAGCGCCUGGCAGAGCGGUCAUCUGAGGGACUGUUUGCUUUCGCGAAUGUCAACAGAGCAUACAUGUGGCUGGAUUUGAGCUCGGACAUUAAGACUGAGAACCUGACGAAAGUGCUGUUCACCAAGGCGCAUGCGCUAUGCCACGAUGUCAACGACUUCACGAAAUCCUCCAACCACCUCGACAUUAUCAUGGGCUUCAACACAGGCGAUAUCAUCUGGUACGAGCCGAUGUCGCAAAAGUACGCUCGUCUAAACAAGAACGGCCAGAUCUCGAACUCUCCCAUCCAGCGCAUCCUCUGGCUUCCGAACAAAGAGAACCUCUUCAUCACCGCCCAAUUCGACGGCACCCUCAUGGUCUACGACAAGGAAAAAGAGGAUGCCGCCUUCACUCCCGACGAAUCCUCCGCACCCACCGAAAACGGCGCCACCAACGGCCACACCAACGGCACCACCCCAACAACCAAACCCGGCUUCCGCGUCAAGAAAUCCGUCCAGUCCCGCGAGCAGAAGACCAACCCGCUCGCCGUCUGGAAAGUCUCCAACCUCAAAAUCAACGACAUCGCCUUCUCCCCAGACGGCACCAUGCUCGCCACCGUGUGCGAAGACGGCACCCUCACCAUUCUCGACUACAUCAAUGAGCGUGUGCUGGACGUCUACCGCUCCUACUACGGCGCCAUGCUCUGCGUGACCUGGUCUCCCGACGGCCGGUAUGUGCUCACCGGCGGCCAGGACGAUUUGGUCAGUAUCUGGAGCCUGGCGGACCAGGAGCUCGUGGCGCGGUGUGUGGGCCACGAGAGCUGGGUGACGGAUGUCAAGUUUGAUCCGUGGCGGUGCGAUGAGCGGAAUUAUCGGUUCGGGAGCGUGGGGGAGGAUUGUAAGCUGUUGCUAUGGGAUUUCUCGGUGGGGAUGUUGAGGCGGCCGAAGCCGAGGAAUACUAGGGGUAGUGUGUCCGGGGCGGGGAGGAAGGAGAGUACGGUGGGAGUUGGGAAUCGGAUGCGGAGCAAUUCUUCUCGCUCCGCUGAGGGUGGUGCGGAAGGGGAGGAGGAUGGAGUGGAAGUGGUGCACGCGGUGGACUCGAUGGCGAUUACGGCGCAGCUACCGCCUGUGAUGAGUAAGGCGGCGGACUCGCAUCCGUUGUGUUGGUUGGGGUUCGAGGAGGGCUGUAUUUUGACGAGUUGUAAGGAGGGACACGUGAGGGAGUGGCAGAGGCCGGCAGGGGAUGCGGCGGCGGAGGGGGCGAGGCAGGGGAGUGUCAGUGUCGCUGGUUCGGGCAGGUUCUAG